AUGUACAUUAAGCAGAUUGUUAUUCAGGGAUUCAAGUCUUACAAAGAACAGACUGUUAUAGAGCCAUUCAGUCCUGCACACAACUCUGUUGUGGGUCGAAAUGGUUCUGGAAAGAGUAAUUUCUUUUGGGCAAUUCGUUUUGUACUUGGAGAUGCUUAUGGAAACAUGACUAGAGAAGAGCGUCAGGCUUUGUUACAUGAAGGAACUGGUCCUGCUACAAUCUCUGCGUUUGUUCAAAUCAUAUUCGACAAUACUGACAAUCGAUUCCCUACAGGAAAACCAGAAGUGACUCUGCGUCGCACUAUUGGUCUUAAAAAAGACGAGUAUUCUCUUGACAGAAAGAGUGUCACUAAGUCUGAAGUCAUGAAUUUGCUUGAAAGCGCUGGAUUUUCAAGAUCAAAUCCUUAUUACAUUGUUCCACAGGGUCGUAUCACUACACUUACAGUUGCAAAAGACCACGAACGUUUGCAGGUACUAAAAGAAGUUGCAGGUACCAAGGUGUAUGAGCAAAGACGGCAAGAAAGUGUUAAAAUCAUGGAAGAAACUCGACAGAAACAAGGCAAGAUUUGUGAACUACUUGCAUACAUCAACGAACGGCUCAGUGAGCUGGACAAGGAAAAGGAGGAGCUGGACAAAUUUCAAAAAGCUGAAAAAGAACGCCGAUGUUUGGAUUACUCUCUGUACUUUCAGGAACAAAAUGACGCAGCAGAGGCAUUGGCAGAACUGGAUUUACUUCGACAAAAUGAGAUUGAAAAUAAUCUUAUUCAAUUCAACGAACUCAGUGACCAUGAACAAUUUAUUCAAAAGUUGGAAGAGGAGCUACUAGCCAGCACUCAGGAGCUGCGCCAACUCACCACUGAACGGCAACAAAUUGAUGAUGAACAUCAAGACUAUAUUCGAAACAAGACCAACAUUGAGCUUACUAUAAAAGAUGUUCAAGAUUCAUCACGAUCCAAAGAAAAAAAUCAGGAAGAACUUGUGGCAGAAAAGGCGUCGCUCGAGACUCAGAUUGAAGCAAAAUCAUCAGAGCUUGACCGAGUAACACUUGAUUUUGAAGAAACAGCAACCAUCGAGUCUAAACUGCGCCAAAGUCUCCAACAGUCGACUGUUGAAUUGCAGUUGCUUGAGGCAGGAGCAGGACGUGCCAAACAAUUUAAAAAUGUCAAGGAACGAAAUCAAUGGCUCAAAUCUACUAUUCAACGAAUUCAAGUUUCUGUCAAGGAAGAAAUGGAUCAGGCUACUGGUCUUGAGAAUAGUAUCAGCCAUGCCAAAGCACGAGCCGAUACGAUUGUUUCUGAAAUCACUGCUUCAAAGGAUCAGUUGACGCAAAGCAAGGAUGAUAUAGAUGCUUGUAGGCAAGAGUUUAAUCUUCUUCGUCAGCAACGCGAGGAUUUUGAAGUCGCCCGCAAAAAUCUCUGGAAGGAAGAGGCUUCACUUGGCGCCUUUUUUGAAAAUAUUAAAGAUGAAACUCAGAAAUGCGAGCGAAUUCUGUUUGGCACCGCAGAUCGAGCGGUUUCCAAUGGUCUCAAAUCCGUCAAGCGAAUCACCGAGAAACUAAAACUAGAUGGCGUGUACGGUCCACUGUACGAACUGUUUACUGUAGAUAGUCGCUACCGCUGUUGUGUGGAAGUGAUUGCAUCCUCGAGUCUUUUCCACGUGGUUGUAGACAGUGAUGAAACUGCUACUCGUAUUCUUGACGAACUUUCUAAUGAACGUAGUGGUCGAAUUACAUUUAUGCCGCUUAAUCGUCUUAAAUCAUACGAGCAAAACUAUCCAUCAAUGGAUCAAGCUAUCCCAAUGAUUGAAAAACUUCAAUUUGAUGACCAGUUUAUCCAGGCAUUCAAACCAUGUAUUUGGGGCGUGCCAUCAUUUGUCCUUCACUGGAAAUUGCCUCUGGGAGAUCGAGCAGAUCGAAAGGGAGCGCUUUCGGGUGGAUUUCGAGACCAUCGUCAGUCUAGACUGGAAGCUGCUGAAAAGUUGAAAUUUUCUGCAGAUCGUCUUGCACAAAGCGAUGCACGACUUGCCGAAAUAAAAAACGAGAUUCGCAAGCAUGAUCAGCUUAUUACUCAAACACGAGACAGCAUAUCACGCUUAGAUCUUCGUCGUCGUGAGGCCAUGAACCUACGCGAGCCACUGAAUGAAAAGAUACAGUCCAUGACUCGCGAGGCAUUGGAUCUUGACGAAACGAUUAUUCAAAGAAGUCGCUCAUUGGCACAACUUCACACUAGUGUCAAAGGUCUCGAAGCUCAAAUUGCAAGCUUUGAAGCUGAACUAAACACUCCACUUCAAAGCUCACUCAGCUCUGAAGAUAAAAAGAGAAUGGACAUGCUGCUUGUUGAAACCCAAGAAUUCAAGUCAAAGCUGGGCCAAGUCGUUUCAAACCGUGUGCAGCUCGAGGGACAGCGUAAUAUUUUAUUGAUUGAGCUCAAUUCUAAUUUAAAACGACAGUUGGAGCGCGCAAAUGCCAAACUAGAGGUGUUGGUGGGUGGAGGAGAUGGUUUUGGAGAUAUUGAAGAACGCAUUGCUGAGAUGGAAAAACAACAAGAAUUGGCGAAUCAAUGUGUUAAUCGACUCAGAGAAAUUGAUGUGGAUCUUGACCAUCUUCGAACUGAAAUUAACCGAAACACUGAAAAACUGGAGCAGCUCAAAGUAGACAAGUCGGAAAGCGCUCAUGCCAUAGAACUUCAGCAACGGAAAAUGGAAAAAUUCAUGACUCGUCGUGCUCUAUUACUUAAAAAAAAGGACGAUGCACUCGGCAAUAUUCGCGAUCUUGGUGUUUUGCCUGAUGAAGCAUUUGUCAAGUACAAGGGCAUCAAUACUAAAACGUUAGUAAAGAAACUUCAUCAAGUCAAUGAAGCACUAAAGUUGUUUGGACAUGUCAACCGCAAAGCCUUUGAGCAAUACAACAAUUUUGCAAUGCAAAAAGAGCAACUCCAAGAGCGUAAAGAAGAGCUUGAUCAAUCGCACCAGGCGAUUGAGGACUUGAUUCGUGUGCUGGAUCAAAGAAAAGAUGAUGCAAUUGAGCAGACGUUUAAACAGGUCGCACAAAACUUUUCUGAUAUUUGGGAAAAGAUUGUUCCAAGUGGACAAGGCCAUCUUAUUAUGCUUAGGCGAAGCGAUGAGGCAUUUGAUGGAAUGGAGGCUACCCAGGACGAUUCGUUACAACCAGGUCGUCGUGAUACAUUGCGUGAUAGCGCAAUUGAACAGUAUACUGGUGUUGCAAUCAACGUAUCAUUUAGUUCCAAAACCGAUGAAGGAUUGCGCAUGCCUCAGUUAUCUGGAGGACAAAAGUCUUUGGUGGCCUUGACUCUUAUUUUCGCAAUUCAGCGCAGUGAUCCAGCGCCAUUUUACUUGUUUGAUGAAAUUGAUGCAGCACUUGAUGCUCAAUAUCGCACGGCCAUUGCAGAUAUGGUGCACGAGCUGUCUGAGCAUGCACAGUUUAUUACUACUACAUUUAGGCCAGAGCUGUUGGAACAUACGGACAAAUGCUAUGGUGUGACAUUUGUGGACAAAGUAUCUCGCAUUCAAUGUAUUUCCAAGGACGAAGCACGACAGUUUGUUGAUGGUGCAGCACAAUAAUUGCUGUUAUAUUGGCAUGACACAUGCAACAAGUGUAUUCCACUAUUUGAAUAAAUAUAUUUGGCAAUCCAAUCUCAAAA
This is a messenger RNA of Batrachochytrium dendrobatidis JAM81, 3659 nucleotides long. Its product is annotated as cohesin subunit SMC3. The transcript has 17 exons. Gene Ontology annotation, molecular function: cohesin loader activity; double-stranded DNA binding; protein binding. Bases 1 to 3579 code for a protein of 1192 amino acids. The record is from RefSeq and is a predicted model, not a curated record. Gene Ontology annotation, biological process: mitotic sister chromatid cohesion. Gene Ontology annotation, cellular component: chromosome; mitotic cohesin complex. Lineage: Eukaryota; Fungi; Chytridiomycota; Chytridiomycetes; Rhizophydiales.